AUGGGAAAACAAAAGACCGUCGUAUCGGAUAAGAGGCCAAGACAUCCUCGCGGCAGCACCAAAGGUGGUGGCGGUAGACGUGGUAGACCCAAAGGCAGGCCUUCGCAGUCAGCGACACCAACACCUGGGACGUCACAGAAUGGAGCAUCUCAGAAGUUGAUGGUCAAAGUCAACAUGGGACUAGAUCCUCCAAGUCCGCAUUCGCAUGCGACCCUGCCGCAUGAUGGCCACAGAGACCAAGAUGAUGGAUUUCCUCAGCAACUAGCACAGCCGGCGCCGGUCACGACUCGUACUGGACGGGCGAUUCAAAAGCCACAGCAGUACGACGCUAUACAGGGCAGCGACAUUGAUUUGUUCAUUGAUCAGAAUUCAGAGGACCAUGGAGAUGACGACAGAAUGUUUCUGACAAGUGACCCACCUUACGUCUCACACAAAGCACAAGAGCACCUCCAGCAGCCGCCAAAAACAAGAGGUCGCCCGCCCAAGAAUAACACUUCGUUCGGCGCUUCUGUGGUUAAAGUGAAUGAAGAGAGCGCAGAAUCUCCGUUCCUCCAAAACCUACCAGUACCAUCUUUCCCUGCAGAUCCUGCCCAAUUUGUAGCCGAUGCGGACGUAUACGCCAUUCUAGACGCCCUUUAUAGCACCACAAGAACCUUUAUCGACCUUCCCAGCUUCAGCAACGCCUCCGAUCCUGAUCACGCCCAACCCUACAGCGCCAAAGCCCUCACACAACUCUACGUUCUCUGCUACCGGAAACAGCGAUGGAAUCUCUGCGAUAUGAUAUCCGAUACCUGGAUACGCGCUUUUCAUGACAUGCGUAAGAAAGAUCAGCAGAAGCCUCAAACCCAGACAUGGCGUCCCAAUCCCGCUCUCGACCGACGUAAGCGUAAAGCACAAGAGGCCUUGGCAAAGGGUCACUAUAUUCCCUCGGAAUUCGAUGCAGACCCAAAGAAAUAUGGUCUUGUUGUCACAGAUCCGGAGCUCGAGAAAGAUGUCACAUGGAUCAACACCGAUCUUCUAAAUCUCCUUUACAAGUUCACGUCUCCAGGGUGCGGCGCAAGGUUUCUCUGGGCCGAUGCUUUAGCUUUGUUUGGUGAUAAAGCUGAGGAAGUUAUUGGAGAAAUGACGAGGGAGGGAUUUGAAUUACACCCAGACCUUCUGUUCAACAUUAUGCAGACUAGUCUGCGUAUGUGUCGGAGGAACCUUACACUGAAGAUUGAAGAGAGCACGGAAGGUGCGUGGUGUAAGCGAUAUCACGAGCAUGGCAAGAAUGGACAGCGUUGUUACCGGGAGUUGGCGUCGAAGAACGGGGAAGCCGAGGGAGGUUUGCGAGACACGAGUUUGAAUGUUAGAGAGAUGCGAGGCUCUAUAGAUCAGGAUUUGCUGGAUCGGUUUGGGGAAGGAUUGGAAGACGAGCAGGGUACUGCUGAGGCGAUUCGAGGGGAAAAGAGAGGUCCUGUGGAGAGUGGCAACUUUGGUCUGAACAAGCGGACUACUUGGAAUGGGGAAGAAGAGGAUGCCGAGGGGGUCUCUGAAGACGAGUGAGCUCUCUAUGAAAGUGGCCUGACAGCAGUAUCGAAUGGUUCAUUUUCUGUGUCAAUUCCCGGGUCGGCCUAGUCCGAUCAUAUAGCCAUCCUUCCGAAAUGAGGCCAUCGCUUGCCUAUCUUAGCAUGCAAUGGAUAUUUGGUGAGG
Molecule: messenger RNA, 1692 nt
Organism: Alternaria alternata
Lineage: Eukaryota; Fungi; Ascomycota; Dothideomycetes; Pleosporales; Pleosporaceae
Exons: 2
Coding region: 1-1545 (514 amino acids)
Source: RefSeq, a predicted model, not a curated record